This is a messenger RNA of Ornithodoros turicata, 5517 nucleotides long. It is a transcript of the gene wcy, whose product is annotated as WW domain-containing adapter protein with coiled-coil-like. The transcript is spliced from 16 exons. Gene Ontology annotation, molecular function: RNA polymerase II complex binding; chromatin binding. Gene Ontology annotation, cellular component: nucleus. Gene Ontology annotation, biological process: positive regulation of TORC1 signaling; regulation of autophagy. The record is from RefSeq and is a predicted model, not a curated record. NCBI's taxonomy places the organism in Eukaryota, Metazoa, Arthropoda, Arachnida, Ixodida, Argasidae. The coding region runs from base 124 to 1950 and encodes 608 amino acids.
UGUGUCAUGGCGUCCAAUUAUAUACCCGACGUUCUAGCAUUCUUAUGGUCCCCGUAAAACGUAAAAUCGGCUUGAAAAUACGUUAAUUCACGCAACAUACAGUCCUACAUUGUCCUAGCAUUAAUGGUAAUGCAUGCAAGGAAACUUCCAAGGCUCAAUGAUGGGUACUUUGACAGGAAUCAAGCCCAUCCGUACGAGAACUCUAGUAAGUACAGUUCCAAACUGAAACUUGGAAGCCGGUAUAACGACAAGGUGCGAGAAUCCCCAUCCAACGGUAGCAGCCACGGUCGUAGCAACAGCCCGGACAGUCGACACAGUCCACGUUAUCACAAGUUUUCAUAUAACCAGAGGCUUAAGGAGCGUGACAAAGACCACGAAAGAGGAUACAUUAGGUAUGACAGCAAGUACAGGAAUGCAUCUGGACACGUUAGAUAUUCUCGUGCCAGCAGAUACAAGAGUUUGUCCGGCUCCAGUAAGUCACCGGCUUACAAGGAUCGUGUCAACAAGAGUUCGUUAGGAAGUGGUUCAAGCAGCAACAACAAGGAUCAGCACUCUUCAAAGUCUUGCAGUUCGGAUGUCUCGGCACACCGCACCAACCAUGAUAGAAGUCACAAUGAGGAAAACAAAGAAAAAAGACAACAAGUGGGGGAUUGGUCCGAGCACGUCAGUUCCUCAGGGAAGAAGUACUACUACAACUGUAAGACAGAGGUUUCUCAGUGGGAAAAGCCAAAGGAGUGGAUUGAAUGGGAAAAGCAACAGGGAAUUUACAAGUCUUCAUCGUCCAGUGGCGGUGGCUCGGAUUCCAGCAGUCGGUCGAAGCCCCGGAGCCAUGAGCGUCAAGCUACAUCUUCAUCCGCAUCGGGAGGCUGCAAUGUUAGGCAGGGUGAGAAACAUUCCAGUAGCGCAACUGUUUCAAGUUCAACGAGGGCGUACCAACACUCUUCUCGACCACACAAUGACACACGUAGGAGUUCUGCGUCAUCAUCACGGGGAUCUGAUCCUCGGAAAGAUUCGCAAAUGCAGGACAUGGACAUUUCUCCUGCCAGUAGUGGCACUCCAACAAGUUGCCACGAGUCACUACCCCAGUCUCGAAACGUGACCCCUUCCUCUCAAGCAGCCCCCUCUCUCCUCCUCUCCCCUUCCCAAGUGACCCUUGCCAACCUUCCAAAAAUGAUGUCUCAACUGGCUGGGACCAGAGGGCUCCCCAAUCUUGACGACAUGUCACCACAGGAAGCCUUCCGGACAAUACAGCAGGCUCUGCAGCUGACCAAGCAGGCACAAACUACUGGACUGAGUCAAGCGACAUCAAGCUGUGUAACACAGACAGAAGGCUUGAAGGGGACAUCACCAUCUAUGUACCAGGCGCACACGACACCUAUUGCAAGUCAUCGAGCUACUCAGAGCUCUUCCGGAGUGUGCAUGCCAGGGCUUCCUCUCCCUGCUGGGUUGCAGGGUCCACCACUUACGCCUGGUACCUUAGAUGGCAAAGGGGCGAGUGCUGGGGACUGUAGAGAUGGUGGAGCUGCCUCUCCGGGCUCUGACUACAGUGCUCAUUCUUCUAGGCGAGAUAGUCCUACUUCCUGUGUGAGCAGCUUACAUAGCAUAAGUGGCACUGGGACCAGCUCACUGGCCUCUGCAGUAUUAAAACCAGCUGUACCGAGCCUCACUCCAUCACUGGCCAAUUACUACAAUGAAAGCCUCAUUUCUCAUGUUACUGGCUGGCAAGCAGAUCAUGCUGAAAGACAGGCGAAUCGCUAUAGUGAAGAAGCUCAUACACUAGGAAGUUUAAACUGCACCCGUGUUUCUGCCGAGCUAAAAAUGGCCCGGUCCCUUGUAAGGUUGGCUGAAAUUCAGGCAACGUUACAAGAACAGAGAACCCUAUUUUUAAGACAACAAAUCAAGGAAUUGGAAGAGCUGAAAAGCCAGGUGACGUUUAUGUCUGACUCAUAGUGAGUUUAGGUGAAAUUUUAAGAAACAAAGAGCACCGCCCAAGAUGACUCAUGCCAUACUGUGACAGUCUGGGAAGUUGGCUGCAAUUUUUCUUAUUUUAAGAAAAUUCCACAGGGAGCUCCACACUGUAGGACAACAGAGUUGCAGCACCGGACUCUCAAUGGCUUAGCUGCGGGUCUCUGUCUCUCCCUCUACAUUUUAAAAAAAAUAUGUGCACACACGCUUUUGAGUUUCAACCCUUCCUGCUUCAACAGCACUGAAAAGACUGGAACCUGUGGAACCUUGUGGGCCAUUGUAAGGAACCCAGGCUUGCAAGCUAGAAGGGGCUGCUUGACGACGUGUGCUGACAGUGCAGUUGGCCUUGUUUUAUUGUUUAUGAUUUCGCGUUCCUGUAUAUAUGUCUAUCUAUACAUAAGUCUGAAAUAAACGGAAGAAAAUGAAGAAAAGUGACACCAGGCAUUGGACCUCUUCGAAAACGAGUGUUUCUAACAACCAUAACGGGACUGCAUGGCACCCAGAAAAUCUGCGGCGAAGUAUUGAGUUAAAAUGAAUGAACUGUUAUAUGAAUUGGACAGCUAUUCCCUACACGUAGGCCAUUUGUCUGUCUUGGCGGGAUGUACUGCCCACGACUUGUCUAGCUGCUUGGAAUCGUGCAGCAUCCAUGCCCCUGUAUGUUCCACACAGACACUCCCGAAUGUUGUAGUUUGGCUCUGUGUGUUGACUGCAUUUGAGUUGGUUGUUUUUGUACACUACCCUACGUGUAGUCACUGCUAUGAAGGACACACUGUUUUUGCCCAGUGCAUCUGGGGUGGUUUUCCCGGCAUUGGCAACGAGAGCACUUUGUGGCUCUGCACGAUGACAACUGCAUUGUCUUCAAUUUGUGGGUUCAUAGAAGCUAAUGUGUGCAAUUUCUGUAAAACAAAAAUGUAGAAAGACGAGAGAACAGCCAACAGAGCUUUCCACGCCUGCGGACCAUGUCGGGAGUCGUUUCUUUAUGCCUGACACGGAAGCAUGUAAAAGAAAACGUGUUGCAUAACACAGCGAAGUACUUGAAGAGUUGUAGCGUGAGCCAGUUUUUUUUUUCAUACUUUUUCUUGUUUCGUGGUAUCUGCUGUAGCAUUUGUUGCAUCCAAUGCUGAACUGAAAGACCGGCAUGUACAUAAGUUUUUUUAGCCUACAUAUUUGUUGGACUUUAUUGCUAGGAACAACCUUUCAGCGUAGGCCUAAAACUUCCCCGUUACAAGUUGCGUGAUAUGUUUUCAAUGUAUAUGGCAUUUGACUUGCACAUAAAUUGUGUAGAGUAUGGCAUUGUCAGUGCUCUCUUAUGUACAUACAUAACAUUUUAAACUGCCUGAAGCCGUGGAUGUGGGUAUAUUUAUAUUGUACAUCCGGGAUUGGGGGGGGUUUCAUACUGGGUUUGAUGAAAAGGGAAGGAGUGCUUCUGAGACUGUGCAAUGCUUCUGUCUAGGUGACUUACUUCAAAACUGUGUAAACAACUUAUUCCCUUAUGUUCUUAACUGUUGACUGCCUGGGGUAGAUGUGUACUGCUAUAAAUUUUGCAUUCAUGAACAAUUUCACACAAUUAAUGUGAACCUUUAUAAGGGGGAGGGGUUUGGACACAAAUCUGCAUUACUGUGUGUGCCAUUCUGCCUGUGGGCAGCAUUAAUUUGCAGUGUGUGUGUGACCUAACAUGACAAAAAAAAAAGGAAAGUAAAGAGAGCUAUUUGUCUGAAAAAUAUGUUGUCAGCAGACUUCACCUGUAGACAGUUUUUGCCUACUGCAAGUAAUUUUAUCAAACUUAGUUGCAAAAUAUUUAAUUCUCAAAAUUUAACUGAAAAAUUUGCAGGCUGCGCCUAGUUUGCUGUGAGCUUACCGCUAUAUUUAUUUAUUUGUUUGUUUGUUUAUUUAUUUAAAUAAACAAAUAUAGCAGUAAGCUGUGAAUAGUGGAAAUGUGAAUAGCUGUGUAGUGGAAGAUAUAUAUGCAUUCUGAAAAAAAGGCAAGGCCAUCCUGCCACCUCGAAUUUUCUUCUCACUGCUGCUACGGAUAGUCGCAGUGCUGUAUCUUUGUUGCCAUCAUUAAUAUAAGCACUCAGAAGGAAACUUAAACUGGAGAUGCAUCUCCAAACAAUAAUCUUCACACAUACUGUAAACGUCUUUUUAUUUGAGAUGUAUUAAUUUUCGCGAAUUUUCCGACCGCUAAAAAAUCGCUAGAAAUUGUACUCGCGAACACAGCUUGACAUUGAUCCCGGGGAAGGAAACGGACCUGGAAUCGCGAAAUUAAAUACUCGCGAAUAACUUCCCAAAUGCGAUUCGCGAAAAUUAAACAUAACGAAUAAAAAUACGUUUACAGUAUUUGUUUUCAGUCUGGAAAACAAAAGUACUUCAGCCAGGCAAACACGUGAGCUCAAUUCAAGAAACAAUCUCGCACUACUAAAACUUGAGAAAAUUACUUGUAGCAUGCGACGAAAGUUUAAGUAAGAGGGUUGCUGUUGACCCCAUGUCUUACAAGUUCUCUAACAGUAAAUUUUUCGUAACAUUGGGUGAACUACGCUGUACAAGAUUUUGUUUGAAAGUUUUAUUUCAUGAGUCAGUAUAAACAACCUCCUCACAGUGAGAGGGAGGGGGCUGCAUGUGAUCAAUAGUGGAUGCAAAAAGGACAGUAAGAGAGACAAGGAAAAACUAAGCACUGCAACAAAGAUAAAAGGGCAUAGAGAAUCUGCAUUAUAAAAAAUGUUCCAUUCGCACUACUGAGCUUCCUGCUGCUUCUGUUGUCACAUUUAACGCACCAGAAAGCCUUUACUUUCCGAAUUCAUAAAUGAUGUAUAUAGCAAAAAAAAGGAAGAAACCUCGAAUAUAUUGUAGCCAUUCUGUAUACCCAGUGGAUUUACUGCACGCAAGACAUUUUCAUUGGCAUUACCCGAGCCAGAUUUCAAGACUGCAUCUUCCGUGUUACGAUGGUGAGAGCGUCUCUCACGCAAUGUAUGCAAGCUAAGCUUAAUUGUUCGAAGGUAGCGUCUCUCCCUCUCUGCCCUUCCGUAUUUGUUAGAGGCAGUGCCCUCCACCACCUGUGUGUGGCUGUGGUGGGAUCUGGGUUUGUAAAUUGGAGUACCCAACCCAGCAUUGGUACAUAGAGGACCAGAUAUCUUAUUUUGAUAUUUCUGUCCAGCUGCUGAAGCUGUCCAAAGGGCGUAAAACACAACUGUUCAGCUGAAUGAACAGCUACUCACUGGUUUACACUUUCAAGUUGCGGAGCAGUACCUGUUGCGUUUAAAGUACAUUUCUUAUUUAUCGUGUUUAGCACUGGACGGUGCGUGUCACCCGGAAACCGGUUUGGUGGUGUGCGCUCGGCUGUUAGUACAAUAUUUUGGUGGUUACUUUUGAUUUGGGGGAAAUGAGUUGUUUGUCAUGGGCGCUUAAAACGUUCAUGGUCCCAAAUGGAUUACCUCAAUCUGACGACUACUGGUUGUAGUAAUGCAGUUUCUACAGAAAUCGUUUGUCCUGCGUUUUUAUCAAGUUGUUAACUAUUGUUGCCUUUACUGAGUAAAUUCUGUUCUAGGUGAAGGAAUA